Messenger RNA from Lepus europaeus (European hare), 5329 nucleotides. It is a transcript of the gene CHST3, whose product is annotated as carbohydrate sulfotransferase 3. Gene Ontology annotation, biological process: carbohydrate metabolic process; N-acetylglucosamine metabolic process. The transcript is spliced from 3 exons. The record is from RefSeq and is a predicted model, not a curated record. Gene Ontology annotation, molecular function: chondroitin 6-sulfotransferase activity; N-acetylglucosamine 6-O-sulfotransferase activity. Bases 212 to 1609 code for a protein of 465 amino acids. NCBI's taxonomy places the organism in Eukaryota, Metazoa, Chordata, Mammalia, Lagomorpha, Leporidae. Gene Ontology annotation, cellular component: Golgi membrane.
CAGCCAGUCAUGGUGGUGCUGCCGGGAUGCGGGUGGUCCGGGUAGGAGCAUGUGGGAGGAGAGAGCGUCCCCCAGGACUCCCAGCGAGUCCCGAGCCCCCACCUCGGCAGGGGCCCGUGAUCUGUCCGUGAGUUGGACGAGGGUGUCCCCCACCUGAAGACACUCCUGAGCUGCGAGCCUGCUGCCGACCGCGGCCCCACCUACCUUCCCCAUGGAGAAGGGACUGGCUUUGCCCCAGGACUGCCGGGACUUCGGGCACAGCCUGAGGAUGAGGAGCAAAUACGCCCUGUUUCUGGCGUUUGUGGUGGUAGUUUUUGUCUUCAUCGAGAAGGAAAAUAAGAUCAUCUCCAGGGUCUCGGACAAGCUGAAGCAGAUCCCCCAGGCUCCGGCAGAGGCCAACAGCACCGAUCCCGCGCUGGUCUUGGCAGAGAACGCGUCCCUCUUGUCCCUGAGCGAGCUCGACUCGGCCUUCUCGCAGCUGCGGGGCCGCCUGCGCAACAUCAGCCUGCAGCUGGGCGUGGAGCAGGCAGAGGAGGCGCCCCCGCCCCCGGCCGGCGCGGGGCCGCGGCGCCACGUGCUGCUCAUGGCCACCACGCGCACGGGCUCCUCGUUCGUGGGCGAGUUCUUCAACCAGCAGGGCAACAUCUUCUACCUCUUCGAGCCGCUGUGGCACAUCGAGCGCACCGUGUCCUUCGAGCCGGGGGGCGCCAGCGCGGCGGGCUCGGCGCUGGUGUACCGCGACGUGCUGCAGCAGCUCUUCCUGUGCGACCUGUACGUACUGGAGCACUUCAUCAGCCCGCUGCCCGAGGACCACCUGACGCAGUUCAUGUUCCGCCGCGGCUCCAGCCGCUCGCUGUGCGAGGAGCCCGUGUGCACGCCGCUGGUCAAGAAGGUCUUCGAGAAGUACCACUGCAAGAACCGCCGCUGCGGCCCGCUCAACGUGACGCUGGCCGCCGAGGCCUGCCGCCGCAAGGAGCACAUGGCGCUCAAGGCCGUGCGCAUCCGCCAGCUCGAGUUCCUGCAGCCGCUGGCCGAGGACCCGCGCCUGGACCUGCGCGUCAUCCAGCUGGUGCGCGACCCGCGCGCCGUGCUGGCCUCCCGCAUGGUGGCCUUCGCCGGCAAGUACGAGCCCUGGAAGAAGUGGCUGGCCGCGGGCCAGGACCGGCUGGGCGAGGAGGAGGUGCAGCGGCUGCGGGGCAACUGCGAGAGCAUCCGCCUGUCGGCCGAGCUGGGCCUGCAGCAGCCGGCGUGGCUGCGCGGCCGCUACAUGCUGGUGCGCUACGAGGACGUGGCGCGCAGGCCCCUGGAGAAGGCGCGCGAGAUGUACCGCUUCGCCGGCAUCCCCCUGACCCCGCAGGUGGAGGACUGGAUCCAGAAGAACACGCAGGCGGCCCGCGACGGCAGCGGCAUCUACUCCACCCAGAAGAACUCCUCAGAGCAGUUUGACAAGUGGCGCUUCAGCAUGCCCUUCAAGCUGGCGCAGGUGGUGCAGGCCGCCUGCGGCCCGGCCAUGCGCCUGUUCGGUUACAAGCUGGCGCGGGACGCCGCCACCCUCACCAACCGCUCCGUCAGCCUGCUGGAGGAGCGGGGCACCUUCUGGGUCACGUAGGGGGCCCGGGGCACCCAGGACGCCCCCUCGUGAUAAGGCCCGCCUGCCUUCCCCACACCCGGGCCGGCGGUGAGCCACAGCCCUGGCACGGGGCGCUGGGAGCACUGCCACCGCCACCACCGCCGCCACCGCCGCCGCCGUAGCAGUAGCGCCCCAACCCCGCCCCCAGCCAGCUAGCUUCCCAGCCGCCGCCGCGGCCCUGGGGCUCUCGCUGAGAACGGACAGCGCCUGACCCCUAGGGGGACGCCACACUGGACCUCAGGGGCUGCGGCCCCCUGAGCAGGCCCUGGCGGGCCUGGGCCUGUUGCCAGCCUUCCUCCCUGUCUCUCCCACACAAGAACAGACGCGACACCCCACUCCCACCACGGGCCGGAGUCCAGCCGUUUAACGACCAGAAGGGGCUUGGGUCCUGACCAGUCACGGCCAGCGGCCCUGCACCCCUCAGUGUUCCCCUUUGCGUUUCUGGGUUGUGGAAAAGCCCUCGGUCUGGGCAGAACCUUGCAGAGGGUGCCUGGAGGGGGCGGGUGGUAGUGGAGGCGCAUCGGUUGCCCGGGACUGGAUGCCUUGGUGAGCAGGAGAGCCCGCACUGCUUCUGAUGAAUGUGAGCCCCACCCAGAGCUACGGAGCACGUGCGUGCCUGUAAAGACACGAAUGCACACAGAAGCGUCACAAAAACGCAGAGCCCCACACGUGCAUGGAUAUACAUACAGCUGCCGCAUGGCUCUGUGCCCCGGCCUGCAGAAGAGCCCUGAGUGGCGCUUCCGGGGUCACCUGGAGGAGCGGGGGGAGGAAGCCUGCUCAAGGGCAAUGACACCCGACACUGCCCCCCGCAGCCAGAUUUGGGGCUGAGUGGUGGGCUCGGAACUGCAGCACACACACACCCACACCCCGCUUGGAUGGUGGGGGCCGUCUCCUGUGGCCCCCAGGCCCUCAUGUUGGCAGGCAGGCUGUUCUGAACUGAGGUGGCCUGGCUGGCUCCCGGAGAGCAUGUCUGUAUUUGAAGGCUGCCUGGAGCCCAACCAGAAGCAGCCAUGGUCCCCGGAGGCAAGAGGCAGCCCACAAGUCCGGUCCUGUCCAGCCAGGCUUCUUGUGCGACAGAAACAAGAAGAAAGUUGGGGGGGGAUGGGAAAAGGGGUGGAGUCACAUCAUUCACGCCUCUCCCUCCGCCUGGAGGUCACAGGUCAGCCACAGGUGGCCAUGGUUGUAAUUAGUGUCCCUAGGACGCUUCUUCAGGUCUCUAGGGAAAGUAUUGCUCAACUUGGGACAGGCUGAGUUUUAUUGGGGUUUUUAGGUUAUUUAUGGCUUGGUGUCAUUUUGUUCUGCGGCUGUGACUCUGUAGCAGAACCGCUACCCCCAGGGCUUGGAGGAGGCGGGGGGGGGGAUGGGGUGGCAGGGAACCAGCAGGGAGGAGGAGGCGCCCAGGUGCACCAUGCACCAGCUGUGUGUCCAGAAGCAGCAGAGAUCGGCUGCCCCCUGCCCCCAGAGAGAGGCAGGAGGGAAGAUCACCCUCUGUGUGUGUGGGGGGGGGGGGCACAGGCCUUAGGACCAAGCAGCGAGUGUCCCCAAAGUGGAAGUCUGGCCCCACACCCUCCCCGAACCCAGGAGAAGAACCCGGGAGCUGCCAGGGAUCGGGACGGGCCACCCGGCUCUGGUUCUGACUUCCUGGGCAGCCUCUGUGUCAUAUGCGGCCCACGGUGCAGCCAGAGGGCUGGGGUUUGGUGUAACAGGGGCACCGGGGAAGUCCAGCGCCUGUGGCUGUGGGGGAGGAGGGGAGACUGUCCUGGCAGGAAGCUGCAGCUUGGAAAGACGAGGGUUACACAGGGGACCCCUGUGACCAGCCGCUGGCCUCCGGCACAGGAGCCUCACUCACUCAAGCCGCCUCGCUCCGGGUCUGGCAGGGCAAGCUUGGACUGUGCUGGCAGCUGGCUCAGGUUGGGAUCUAACUUGGCACACCAGCUCAGAGACCUUGACCGCGGGGCCAGGGUGUCUGGGGCAGGCCUGCAAGUGCAGACCAUCCUCCCUGAACCCCUACCUGCUGCCUCCCUCUCUGUGGGGCUGGGGGAGAAGCCACCCACAUCCGGGGCUCUUGUUUGCUGCCUGCCUCUGGGGCCGUGGCCUCCGAUCUCAGCUCUCAGCGGCUGCUGCCCUUGGGACUUCUCAGGACAUUGACAAUGUGUACACUGCAAGUGGACUUUAUUUAUUUAUUUGGUGGAAAGAAGAGACAGAAAAUACCUUAUUAUUUGCAGGGACCCAAAGCUGUACCCAGAUCAAGAAGCAGCAGAAAGAAACCAUUCCCACAGGAGAUGCCUGGGGAUGCUGCCGGCCCCAGGCCCCUCCACCGCUGACUCAAAGAGGCACCGGGAAGCCUGCCCUCUGCGUUAGCUCUGCCCAGGGGCCUGAGGCAGGCACAGCUCAAGCAGCUGGGGUGAACCUAUCCCCUGGGGCUCAGCCCGGCUCCUGGCUUCCCACUGAGCAGACCUGGUUGUAGGCCUACAUUUGGGGCUCUCCGUCUGGAGUUGGGAGGGAGAAAGCGGUCCAGCCAGUGCAGUGGGGCCACUGCUGACCAAACUCCAUGGAGCAGGGGGUGCCCAAGGAGCCCUCUUGGGGUUAUCUUGCCCCAUCAUCUGUGCAGCCAUGGAGGGAGCUCUGGCAGGAGAUUGUGGGGACCCUGAGCCUGGGAGGUGGACUCUUGGCCUGGGUGGCAGAGAGCAGACAGACGCACCAGCUGUCUGAUCCCAACGCUGACAGCCCCUGCCGGUGCUGGGUGAUCCCUCCCACUCCAGGGCCCGCUGUAACUGACUACAGCGCCUGGUCCUUGAUGGGCCCUGGAUCUGGAAGACAGGAGCGGAGGACUGGAUCGCUGGGUCCCCAGGGCAGUCUCCUCCCACACCAUCCCCAGAGUGAAGGGAGUCCCUGGGAUGGAGGAGGGGGAGGGACAGGCGCCUGCGCAAACCACAUGCAAGAGCGACUGGCGACAUCGGAGGCCUGGAGUAGGGGAGCGGGGCACUCGCGGGGAGUCCUGGUUUGAGGUCCUACCAGGUGCCAGGGAGAAGGCCCAGGGGUCCUGCAUGAGCCACAGUUCCCAAAAUAGCAGAAGCUGCUCUUUACCUCAAAAGCAAGAAGAUGCCUUAAGAGCUUCUAGGUCCUUCAGUCCCGUGUCCUGUGACCAUUUGACUGUGUAUGGGGGAUGGAUUCACUGUUCGUUUCCAAGGACACAGACAGACAUGGCGCCAUCUGCACAGUUCUUGCUCACUGGUGGCCCAGUUACUUUAUUUGGGGAGAAGGAUGACCCAUGUCACUUGCUUCCUCUACCACCGGCCUAGCACUGGGCAUCCCCUGGUGUCUCCAGCUCAUCUGUAUAUUCCAGGCCACGCUAUCCUGUUGCCAAGGCCAUGGUACAUGGCCACAAAGCACAAGGAAGGCCCUGGCAUGGUGCACGUGGGUGUGGCAUGUGCAUGUGUGUCCUCACGUGUGCUCGGGUAGCGUGCAGCUCACUCUGCUCGCCCUCUGGUGCUGCCCACAUUGCUCCCAGCCUCCUCGCCAUCAUGGUCCCAGAUGUCCCUGCCGUGGCCACAACCUGCCACCUCCUGGAAGGGCGGGGCUUGCCCCUUGGGGGGCUGCCGGCCGCUGGCGGUCAGGGUCUGCUUUGCCGAAUAGAAUGUGAACCCAAGGCCUGAUGCCUUACUUGACUUAUUUAAUUAAACACAGAAAGAUGCAAUG